This is a messenger RNA of Cajanus cajan (pigeon pea), 690 nucleotides long. RefSeq lists its product as uncharacterized. The record is from RefSeq and is a predicted model, not a curated record. Lineage: Eukaryota; Viridiplantae; Streptophyta; Magnoliopsida; Fabales; Fabaceae.
AUGCCAACUUAUGAUAAAUUUAUGAAGGAGUUAUUGUCAAAGAAAAGAAGAUUCAUUGAAGAAGAAACUAUUGAGUUGGAGGGCGGUUGUAGCGCAAUCAUUCAGAAGUCCUUACCUCAGAAAUCUAAGGAUCCAGGCAGUUUCACAAUCCCUGUAACCAUAGGUACUCUACUUGUGGGUAAAGCCUUGUUGGACUUAGGGGCCAACAUUAACUUGAUGCCCUUGUCUAUGAUGAGAAGGAUAGGAGAUUUGGAGGCUAGACCUACUCGGAUGACAUUACAGUUAGCUGACAGAUUAAUUAAGUAUCCUCAUGGAGUGGUGGAGGACGUGUUGGUCAAGGUGGACAAGUUCAUGUUCCCGGUGGAUUUUGUGGUAAUGGACAUGGAAGAGGCUAUAGAGGUUCCUCUAAUACUUGGUAGGCCUUUCAUGAAAGCCGCCAAGGUUAUUAUUGAUGUGGAUGAUGGAAAGUUAAAAGUGAGAGUCCAAGAUGAGGAAGUAAAUUUCAAUGUCUUUGAAGCCAUGCAAUACCCCAAUGAUAAAAAUGAUUGUGUGGAUAUACUUGAUGAUGUGAUCUUUGCCGCUUCAAGUCAAAUACAUAGUCAAAGCUCUUUGGAGAAAGCCCUCAUUGAAGCUUUCGAGUUUUUGAAUGAUGAAGAGGAGAAAGAAAUUGAUGGAUUCCUCCUUCCAUGA